Molecule: messenger RNA, 771 nt
Organism: Scheffersomyces coipomensis
Lineage: Eukaryota; Fungi; Ascomycota; Pichiomycetes; Serinales; Debaryomycetaceae
Gene: RFA2
Product: Rfa2p
Exons: 1
Coding region: 1-771 (256 amino acids)
Biological process (GO): double-strand break repair via homologous recombination; nucleotide-excision repair; DNA replication
Cellular component (GO): chromosome, telomeric region; nucleus; DNA replication factor A complex
Molecular function (GO): single-stranded DNA binding
Source: RefSeq, a predicted model, not a curated record
AUGUCAUCAGAUUAUGGAAACUAUGGUGGAUACACCGAUGGUGGGUUUAACACCGAUGGAAAUGCUGGUGGAUUUAGCACGGAUAAUGGGAUUGCUGAAAAACAUCAGAGUAGAACAAGUUUAACUCCCGUAACUAUCAAACAAAUAAAUGAUGCUGAACAAGAUGUACCAGAUGGGGAUUUCAAAAUAAACCAAAUUGAAUUGAAUAUGGUAUCUUUCGUUGGAAUUAUAAGAAGAAUUGAUGAUCAAACCUCUGGUAUAGUUUUAAAGGUGGAAGAUGGUACUGGAACCAUCGAUGUUAAGAAAUGGACAGAUGCCACUACUAGUACUACAGAAGAACUUGAAAAAUAUAAUAAAGAAUUAGGAAAAUAUGUGUUUGUAAGUGGUGCUUUAAAGAGUUUUAACAAUAGAAAGACAGUUCAAAAUUCCGUUGUUUAUCCUAUUGUGGAUCAUAAUCAAGUGUUAUAUCAUCAUUUAAGUGCUAUAGAAACCCAUUUAAAGGCUCAAGGUAUUACUACCGCUAAUAGUGUAAAGUCUUCUCAAGCUACUGGAUUAUUUGUAACAGAUAAUGAUGCCCAUGCUUCACCCGUUGAUGCUAUUUAUAAUUUUGUUAAAGAAAACUCUGCUUCUAUGCCAACUGGGGUUACAGAGCCAUUUAUUUCACAAAAAUUAGGGUUUACUACUGCGGACGCUCAUAAAUUUUGUCAAGAGUUAGUUGAAAGUGGUAGAAUUUAUCAAGGUACAGAUGAGAGUAGUUAUUUUUGUGUUUAG